AUGACACAAAAAAGUGAGGAGAUCAAAACGCUGAAACGGUGGAGGGUCGUGCUGUCUCAGGUGCUAGCAUGUCUCGCGUUGGACUUCCUACUAAUCGGCCUUGGAAUGUCCAUUAGCUUCGUGACGAUGGUUCUCCCCGAGGUGCUCGACGCUAAAGAAGGUCUCUCCAUCAACAAGAAGCAGGCGUCGUGGUUCGGCAGCAUGGCGUUCCUGUGCCAACCACUGGGCAGCAUAUUCUCCGGCCCGCUGCUGGAUUACUUUGGGCGUCGGAAAGCACUGUUCCUGGUGAACAUACCGCACCUAAUCGCUUGGCUGCUGAUGUACUACGCGUGGAACGUGCCCUCGUUGUUCGUUGGCAACGCCCUGCUGGGCAUCGGCAUUGGGAUCAUGGAAGCGCCUUCGGUUACCUACGUCGGAGAAGUGACAGAUCCAUCACUCCGCGGUUGCCUGACAACCCUGACGAACGGUUUCACUUCUGCCGGGAUGUUCGUCGCGUACUUACUGGGUACGGUACUACCUUGGAGACAGGCAGCACUUGUGUCUCUCACUGUACCCUUGGCGACAAUGGCACUUGUUCUAUUAGUACCCGAAACACCAAUCUGGCUUUUAUCGAAGGGUCGUCAAAAAGAGGCCUUGAGGUCCUUAUGCCGGCUUAGAGGCUGGGCCAAGCCCGAAGAGGUCAAGAAGGAGUUCGAACAGCUGCUUCAAUACAACGAAAUGAUCAAGCAGUGCGUGAUCUGCGUGAAGGAAGGCAACAACGAAAGCAUAGCCUGCCGUUCACGCUGGGUGAUGGCCUACUUCCUAUUCCACACGUUAAGUGGCCUGCACCCGGUGCGGCCGAACAUGGUCAACUUCUGCAAGGCUCUCGGCAUGAAGUACGAUUCUAAAACCGUUGUGGUCCUCGUGGGAGCCGUUUUUAUCGUGAUGAAUCUCGUGUCAGCGGUGAUAGUGAAAACCACUGGUAAAAGGAAACUAGUGAUUGGAUCCCUGCUGGCGACGGCGUUCUGCAGUCUUAGCAUUAGCCUGUACGCAAGCAAUAACACGCCUAGUGGAGUGUUCUCUUAUGAACCCAGCACUUUCCCCGAGCCGAAGGAGACUCUGCCCGUCUUUCUGUUCAUGGCACUAGUGUGCUUCACCAGCCUUGGGAUACCGUGGAUUCUGCUUUCCGAAGUUUUCCCCUUCAGAAGUCGGGGCACGGCAACGGGACUAGCGGCGGCGCUUAACUACGUCAUAGUCUUUGCCGCAACAAAAACCAACUAUAAUUUGGAGGCGAGCUUCCACAUAAGCGGUGCGUUCGCCAUCUACGCAAUCCUUACGUUCGUCGGAACCGUUUAUCUGUAUUUCUUCCUGCCGGAAACCGAAAACAAGACUUUGGCCGAAAUCGUAGGCGUACUA
Molecule: messenger RNA, 1395 nt
Organism: Iphiclides podalirius (scarce swallowtail)
Lineage: Eukaryota; Metazoa; Arthropoda; Insecta; Lepidoptera; Papilionidae
Source: the annotation of a GenBank genome assembly